UGGGAACCUCACGGCCGUGCAAAUCGAUGGAGAGGAUUAUGUGCAUCCCGCUGCUGCUGCUGGCGCUUGGACUGCAGUCCAUUGUAUCCAUCUCAGCCCAACCGGAGCCCAGGAUAAUCAAUGGCACCACGGUGGACAUCGCCCGGCAUCCGUACCUCGUAUCCAUUCGCUAUCGAAGGGACAAUGAGUCCAGUUACAAGCACGAGUGUGCCGGAGUGAUCUUCUCGGAGCAGGCGCUGCUCACCAGUGCCCAGUGCCUCCAUGGUUUGCCGGAGGACAGCAAGCUCCUGGUUGUAGCCGGAGCAAAUACCCGCAAUGGAACCGACGGGUUUGUCUACCCCGUAUCCAACUGGACCCACCACCCGGACUACGAUCCCCUCACAGUCGACAAUGACAUCGGAGUUCUGCUGCUGGAUGAGCCCCUGAACCUCACUCACUUCGCCAUCCGCUCCAUUGCCAUCCGUCCGGAGCGUCCGGCAGUGGGUCGCUUGGCCACAGUGGCGGGUUGGGGCUACCGGGAGGAGUGGGGACCUUCCAGCUACCAUCUGGAGCAGACCCAGGUGCCAUUCGUCAGCUUGGAGCAGUGCACGGAGAUCUACGGCGCGGGUGAGGUCACCGAACGGAUGAUUUGCGCUGGCUUUGUAUCCCAAGGAGGAAGUGACGCCUGCCAAGGAGACACCGGCGGUCCCCUGGUCAUCGACGGCCAGCUGGUGGGUCUGGUCUCCUGGGGACGCGGCUGUGCCCGGCCCAACUACCCCACCGUCUACUGCUACGUGGCCAGCUUUGUGGAUUGGAUCGAGGAAACAAUAGCCGCUGCUCGAGCGCAAUAAACAGAGGCAUUGCCAAAGCAACCGACACGCUAUCUUCAAGUGGCUGCCGCCCCGGAUAGAGCUACCUAAUUCAAUAAUAAAACCGUAAUCAAACAAACAA
This is a messenger RNA of Drosophila ficusphila, 930 nucleotides long. RefSeq names its product trypsin eta (gene kappaTry). NCBI's taxonomy places the organism in Eukaryota, Metazoa, Arthropoda, Insecta, Diptera, Drosophilidae. Gene Ontology annotation, biological process: proteolysis. Gene Ontology annotation, molecular function: serine-type endopeptidase activity. The transcript has a single exon. Bases 27 to 830 code for a protein of 267 amino acids. The record is from RefSeq and is a predicted model, not a curated record.